This is a messenger RNA of Kickxella alabastrina, 541 nucleotides long. RefSeq names its product transthyretin family protein. Gene Ontology annotation, molecular function: hydroxyisourate hydrolase activity. Bases 36 to 446 code for a protein of 136 amino acids. The record is from RefSeq and is a predicted model, not a curated record. The transcript has a single exon. Gene Ontology annotation, biological process: purine nucleobase metabolic process. NCBI's taxonomy places the organism in Eukaryota, Fungi, Kickxellomycota, Kickxellomycetes, Kickxellales, Kickxellaceae.
CCCCCGACUAGGCCAACACAUCAAUUCAUUUAUCGAUGCACUUAUCUCUUUUUCCAGUUUACUUGUUCUUGUUUGGAGCCAUGGCAGUCAGCCCUAUCACCUCGCACGUUCUCGACGCAGCCCGCGGCACCCCCGCCCAAGGUGUGCCCAUCAGCAUCAGCUACGCCCCGACAUCGGAGAUUGCCUCUUCAGGCCAAAGCUCGGUGAUUGGACGUGGCGUCACCAACAGCGAUGGGCGCUGCCCUUUGCUGCUCGAUUCUGAGUAUGUUCUCAAGCCCGGAGUUUACACUGUGCACUUUGACACAAAGACAUACUUUGCGCUGCACGGCGAGAAGAGCUUCUACCCGUUCGUCGAUGUCACUUUUGAGAUCGAUCAGGCCGCUCCUCACUACCACAUUCCGCUCAACCUGGCGCCCUUCUCGUAUACUACCUACCGCGGCAGCUAAAUGUUAGGCUUGGCCAGGUUUUUAUUUAGUUAUUUUUGUAGUUAAAAUUUUUAUUUAACAAUGUUAAUGGCAGCCACCGACAUUAUCCAAAUGGG